AUGGGUACAACAAAUCAGGCUGGAAACAAUAGGUCCAACCAUAGCAUACUUCCUCUUUUGAGAACUCAACAGUUUUAUUGGUACUUGGGACAUGUCUUAACAUUAGUUUUCUUUGUAUUGAACUUUUUUUCAAGAUCGCUCAGAGUAUAUCGCCUCUGUUUGCUUGCUAUUCUCCUAAGCUAUUUCAUUGUCAUAAGACAAAUAUUCUUCAAAGGACAGGCCAAGAAGACUUUGAAAUCGAUCUCCGAUCCAGGCUUUAGGUAUCAGUUACUAAAGGAUGAAAACGUACAAUACUUGAUACUUGCCUUGGUAUUCUUUGCUUCAAGUUUCAUAGUCGGGCAAGUGACUGGUGGAUUGUAUUCAUUUGCAAUCUUUUCACUUUUUCAUAGUUUAAGUUACUUUCAGACUAACAUAGUGUCUGGCUUGCCAAUUGGGGCUUCGAGGAAGAAUUCGAUUUCUUCCGCAAUCACUCGGUUUACAACGGGAUACAAUAAGCAGGCUCUAUUUAUUGCAGCCAAUUCGGAGACGAUAAUGCUAAGCGGUGUCUUCAUUUCAAUUCCGUUGAGUGCUUUCAGAAUCUUCAGAAACCCCUUAUACGUUUUGGUCAAUGUAUUUUUGUUUGCAACAAUUGUCGUGUUCUUGAAGUUGAGAUAUGAUUCUAACCAAUAUACUCAAGCCGUAUUUAACCAAUGGGAUACGAAGAUAAACCAGUUAUUAAUGCAUCCAAGUGCCCCACCGUCUCUCAAGUACACAUACAGCACUACAUUCAAGGGGUUAUUGAAGAGAUAUAUUGAACCUAUCAAAAUUCAAAAGAAUAUUAAGAAGACGUAA
This is a messenger RNA of Priceomyces carsonii, 831 nucleotides long. RefSeq lists its product as uncharacterized. The coding region runs from base 1 to 831 and encodes 276 amino acids. The record is from RefSeq and is a predicted model, not a curated record. The transcript has a single exon. Gene Ontology annotation, biological process: membrane organization; endoplasmic reticulum tubular network organization. Gene Ontology annotation, cellular component: endoplasmic reticulum; membrane. Lineage: Eukaryota; Fungi; Ascomycota; Pichiomycetes; Serinales; Debaryomycetaceae.